CACUCUCAAAACUGGCGUCUGAGGACGAAGGCCUUCUUCUCCAAGUUGUAGCCAUGGCUCCGCACGCUCCGGAGUCCUCGUCCCCGUUCGCCACCGCUGCGGACGCUAAGGCGAUCGCCAGCGAUGCUGACAAGCCGUCAAUGUCCGUUUCGGAGCCGUCUCAGGGUUGGCGCCGCGACAUGCAUCUCGUUGGCGUCAUCUUCCUUGUCAGCACGGCGCUGCUUGGCAUAACGCUGCACACUCUGGUGAUCUCGGCGCUCACAGACGCGGAGUGGGGAGCUCUGCGACUGCCGACGUCGCUGGAGGCUGCGCAGCAGCUAGGUGAGACGCUGCAGAGCUUCUCGGAGCGCCAGUCAGGCUCACUGCUGCUUGCACACAUGGGCUGCUACCUGUACCUGCAGACUUUCGCCAUCCCGGGCACCGUGUUCUUCAACCUGCUUGGUGGUGCGCUGUUCGGCGUGACGCUGGGCUUUCCGCUUUGCUUGGUUUACAACACGCUGGGUUCCGUCUUCAUGUUCCUACUGUCGCGUCGCUUCGGCCGCCGCGUGGUCACUCGCUUCUUUCCGCGCAAACUCGACACUUUACGCGGUAUGCUCGACGCGCACCGCGACGAGAUGGCGUUGUACAUGAUCUUCUUGCGUGUGUUCCCAUUCACACCCAACUGGUUCAUCAACAUGGCGUCGCCGCAUCUGGACAUCCCGCUGGGCCAGUUCACGCUGGGUCCGCUCAUUGGUCUCAUCCCGUACAAUUUCCUGAGCUGCAAGGCUGGCCUCAUCUUACGUGAGCUUCGGUCACGCGGAGAUAUCAUCGACACAGCCACCACAGUGCAGCUUAUCGUUGUGGCAGCUGUGGGAGGUCUCGUGCUGCCCCGACUCAAGAAGCAUUUCGCCACGAGCUCUGCACCCGUGGCGACGGCGCCGAUCAAGCAAGACUAGGUGACUAGAUGUGAUGUAUUUCAUAUACUCAGCGAGUCCGCAGGAUAUUUUUUUUUCUGGAGACUUGUCUCCUUUAUCAAGCGAAGUCGCUGUAGAUAAUCUUAUUUGAAAUGUGCCUUGUGAUUUUUCUUUUCAUUCAAUUAUUAGUUCGCG
Messenger RNA from Phytophthora nicotianae INRA-310, 1088 nucleotides. RefSeq lists its product as hypothetical. The transcript has a single exon. The coding region runs from base 54 to 935 and encodes 293 amino acids. Lineage: Eukaryota; Oomycota; Peronosporomycetes; Peronosporales; Peronosporaceae. The record is from RefSeq and is a predicted model, not a curated record.